Messenger RNA from Drosophila erecta, 1865 nucleotides. RefSeq names its product sulfhydryl oxidase 2 (gene Qsox4). The transcript has a single exon. Gene Ontology annotation, cellular component: Golgi membrane. Gene Ontology annotation, molecular function: protein disulfide isomerase activity; flavin-dependent sulfhydryl oxidase activity. Gene Ontology annotation, biological process: protein folding. Lineage: Eukaryota; Metazoa; Arthropoda; Insecta; Diptera; Drosophilidae. The coding region runs from base 15 to 1697 and encodes 560 amino acids. The record is from RefSeq and is a predicted model, not a curated record.
UGUAUCUUUUCAAAAUGAUUCCAAACUCUACUCCGCUUCUCUUGUGCAUCCUGAGCUUUUCCGCUGGACUCUCCGCGCUACUCUUCCAUCCGGAUGACAAUGUGGAGCUGCUGGAUGCUGCAUCAUUUGAAUCCGCGCUUAGUGAACCAACGUCUGGCAAGCUGGUGCAGUUCUUUAACGGAUUCUGCGAGGACAGCCAGAACUUUGUACCAGCAUUUAGGAAUCUUUCGCGCAAACUCUACAAGUGGCGACGAGUGCUGAAAGUCCAUGUGCUAGAUUGUGGAAAGGACGAAAACGAGCGGAUUUGUAGCAGUUUCAGCAUUCGCAAAACGCCCACACUACGUUAUUUUCCACCGAGUUAUAGGCGAGUGCCCGACGAUCUGGGCACCGAGAUCACUGACCGAAAUCCCAAGGAAAUAGAGUCGAAGCUGGCGCUAAGUCUUCAAAAAUUGAACUACUUUAAAAUGUUUAGGCGGCAGGACAAUGUGACGCAUAUAUUUCAAAGCCAGCAGCACGUGGAGUACAUUGCAUUCGUCUAUCAAAUGUGCCUGAGCCACUUUCUUCCACACCUGGAAACGGGCAACUCCAUGGAGGAAAAGUAUGCCUCUCAGGACGACUGCAAUGCGGACAAUCCAAUAGUUUCGGUGAUUGGAAGGAACACCCUUCUCGAGCUGCUGCCCUAUAAGGAAGUCAUUGUGCGGAUCUUCGAUAACCAUGAUAUUUACAACACAUUCGGCAUAUCGCCAGUGCCCAAUUUGGUGGUUCUGGUAAACAGAGCUGGGAAACUGCUAUUUCUCACACCCGAGAUGGAUAACAGCAGGGCUUAUGUGGCUGCCAUCAAGCAAUUCUUGGUCUUCGUCGACCGUAAGCCCCAGAAACCGCUGCCCAAAACCACACCUGCCAACAUAAGUGAAGUCUUAAGGCUCGAGAUAUUCCAGCAGCUCGCGCAACAUCCAUCUCGGGUCUAUCGAGCCGAUCUGGAACGGGCUAUCAAUCAAAUCCUCAACGUGGAGCUCCCCAGAAGCCCGCACUUUGUGGGCACAAAACUAGUUGUUUUGCGGAAUUUUGUGCGGCUGAUACAGAACUCCAGUCCCUUGAAACCAGAGGCUCGGGAAAAGCUGACCGGACUGUAUUAUGCCCUGCGAGUGAAAAAGCAACUUUCUGGAGUUGGAUUCAAGGACUUGCUGCUGAAGUCGAUGAAAAACUACGUGUUUGAUGGAAGGCAGUACGUUGGCUGCAUUGCAUCUCGUCCUUCCUUGCGCGGCUUCAGCUGCUCCCUGUGGAUGCUGUUCCACUAUCUCAGCGUGGAGUCGGAAAAGCUAAAGCCCAGAUCCGUGCUGCUGGUAUUUCUCGGAUAUGUCCGGUUCUUCAUGAACUGCAGGGAGUGCAAUAUGAAGAUAAGCGAGUUCAAAAAGCUGCGACCAAUGGCACAAGUGACCAGUAACGACGAACAGAUAUUGUGGCUCUGGGAAGCCCACAAUCAUGUCAACAAGCAGCUGGCCGGCGACUCCACAGAGGAUCCGAAGUUCCCAAAGAUUCAGUUUCCAAGCGCAAAAGACUGCCCCCACUGCCGGCACAACCAGUCCGCGUGGCGCACCGAUGAAGUGCUGAAGUAUCUGAAGGCCAUGUAUACCCUGGGAAAUCUUAGUUGGUUCGGAAUGUCAUCCGCAAAGUCGUACACCGCAAUAAAGCGAUAGUACGCUUACGAUUUCCCUUCCAACUACAAACUUACGCAGUAAUUGUUAAGACUAAAGCGAAUUACAUAUAUUUUAAAAUGGCAAAUAAAUGCUUAUAUCUGGUUUUAUAGCUCGUAGCCCCCCCUUGGGUUUGCAUAACGUUGGCUUUCGAUUGCGUGCGCGGAUUUC